AUGGCGCCGGACCAGCCAGCCGAGGAGGACUUGCUGGUGUUUGCUGGCGGAGUAGAAGGCUCCCCAUCCGACGGCAGCAGCUCGCAAAGCAGUGGCGUCAUCUUCACGACGGCACUCGACUACGAGAGCCCAGAGUUCGGCUCGGAGAAUAGAGAUCGAUAUGAGUAUUGGGGUCCGACUCGAGAGAUAUCUGAAGCAGCGCUGGUCUCCUUGCUCCAGAAGCAUUCUUCGGCCAUCCAUGGAAGAGCACUAUGCGGGGAGUGGACGCUUCUUACACGCAAGUCUGGUACGUACAGCUCAGCGUACAUCCUGGAGGCCGGGCACGGCACGAAAGUCGUCGUCAGAGUCCCAGCGUCCGGCUGGAGGAUGCGUUGGAACAAGAUCGACGCUGAGACUCUUCGUACCACGGCGCAGACCAUGCGGCUGAUUGGCGAAAGGACCUCCAUACCGUUGCCGCAAACAUUGGCAUGGGACGAUAGCAUGGAAAAUGAAAUAGGUGCGCCCUACACCCUGAUUACACACCCCGAAGGAAUCAACGCAUGUCGGACCUGGCACUCAGACAAAGGACCCACGCCAAAAGAAACGAGGAGGCAGAACCUACUCAGGACUCUAGCCCAAGCAGUCAGCGAACUGCGCGUUUUACGCUUUUCAAAAGGCGGCAAUCUGUGGUUUGAGGGCGAGCGCGAAGACGUCCCUGUCGUCGUCGACCGCUGGGCGCUUCGUGCGGACGGGUGGAUCAUACUAAGAGCCUUCAAGCGAAUCCGCGCUUACCGUUCGGUCAAAGAGAAGCUCAAGGAGGACGUUCGACGGCAGAUGAUCAAGAAGGGGCACCCAGCCACUCCAGAGACUCGAGGCAUCGCGGUGGUGUUCAAGCUGAUGAUGAAAGCUUUUGUGGAGGCGACCGAACUGCCGCCAUCGACACCAGCUUUCGUGCUUGUCCAUCCUGACUUCGACAUCCAAAAUCUGCUCACCGACGAAGCAGGUACCUCACCGGCAUCAUCGACUGGGAUGGCGCUUGCUGGCGACUGGUAUCCCCACUUCCAAUUCCCGCCAGCCCCGGGAAUGUACAAGGCGAAGGGAGGACCAGAGGAUCUUGACAAGUACCGAAAGGACUACGCAAAAUAUCUCCACGAGGCCUCCGACGGUGCAUUUGAGACUUGCUUCACCACGAAGUCCCACAUCUACCGGGCGCUGCUGAGCUCCUCCAUGAAAGGUUGGACGGCCAGCCAGUUCGUUUACAAUGUCCUCGCGGAUAUCAUGGAUGAACAGCAGCGGCAGGCUUUUGCCACGGCAAUAGGCGAGCGUGGCUUCGUGGAGGGAGAGGAAGAGGCUCUUAGAGAUGUGCUUUUGCAAUACUUUGCUCCGGUUAGCCCCACAGAGUUCGCCGACGGACACGGAUAG
This is a messenger RNA of Saxophila tyrrhenica, 1401 nucleotides long. RefSeq lists its product as uncharacterized. The transcript is spliced from 2 exons. The record is from RefSeq and is a predicted model, not a curated record. Lineage: Eukaryota; Fungi; Ascomycota; Dothideomycetes; Mycosphaerellales; Extremaceae. Bases 1 to 1401 code for a protein of 466 amino acids.